Suillus subalutaceus is the source of this 1844-nucleotide messenger RNA. RefSeq lists its product as uncharacterized. NCBI's taxonomy places the organism in Eukaryota, Fungi, Basidiomycota, Agaricomycetes, Boletales, Suillaceae. Bases 235 to 1572 code for a protein of 445 amino acids. The record is from RefSeq and is a predicted model, not a curated record. The transcript is spliced from 14 exons.
GUCGCGUACUGCGGACUCGUCGAGAAGAAGGACAAUAUCACAGAAAGCAUACUGGACAGUCUUGAUGUUCUCGUCCUGCUCAAAGAUGAGGAAUCAGCACACCAAGGCAGAGCCUGUGCGGCUCUUCCAGCUCUUUGCGGAAUCAAAACACUAAGGAAGAAGCUCCUUAAAGAGGAUCUGAUUCAUCGAAUUCUCGAGCUCUGUCGGACAGCUGGCGAAAACCAAUUGAUUGCGAUGAAGACACUAUCAUAUCUUGCCCAACACUUUGAUGAGACAUCUCACAUCCUUUCACGACGACCCGAUUUUAUCAAAGAAAUUCUUGUCAUGUUGAAAGAUAAAUGUGAGUCUUCGCCUGUCAAUCCGCUCUUCUUCCUCAUUUGCAUCUUAGCCGCAAUCGAUACCUUAUCUGGAAUUAGACGGAUAGAGAUUGUUGAAAGGCUCAAGAGGUUGAUAAAACGUCGUGAUUUCUUUAUUUGCCAGAAUGACAAAUUCCGCAGGGUGGCAAUAGAAAGUGGUAUUCUUGUCACAUUGAUUGACCUACUUGAGUUCGAUAAGCAAGGCUUGAGCGGUGGACCGCGUGGCUUAAUGACACUCGCUGAAUUCAGUGACGUGCGCAACGAACUUGCACGGGGUCCGCACAUCGGCAAACUAGUUCAGUUUUCUAGAGACAAGGCAGUGGAAAAGAGCAAAGAGGCGACUGAGGAGCUUACAACGCUAUCAAAAUACGGUGUGCUCCGCAAAAAAAUCAUUGAUAAAGGAGGCCUGGACAGCAUAGUCGAUAAUUUGGCAAAGCCAGACCACGCGUUAUUUGCUGCGGAUGCGCUUGUGAAACUCAUGCAAUACGACGACGCCAAGGAACGGAUACUGAACACUGAAGUGGACUUGCAUUUGCUGCAGAUGGUCAAGGAACGCAUCUUUGACGGAACGAUUAGUCGGGAGGGCAUGGAUAUCCUUGCGGAGAUAUUCAAAAACGAACACUUGCGAUCCAUUAUGUUAAAGCCAAAUAAUAAACCGUCACUCGAUAAUGGUUCUUGGAAUUUCGGUGGCAAAAAUGCACCCCGACGACUACUCAAGAAAACGGCAAACUACGUCCUGAAGAAGACGAUACACAGACUAGUCAAAAAGCCGAUGGAUGAUUCCAAUAAGCCCGAGUAUCCAAGAAACAUUAUUGGAAUUUUGCGCCAGAUGAUUGAAACCACUCAGCUCGACUCUGUUCAGAAUAGCGCUGUCAAUUACCUGCGCAUUAUUGCUGAUCAUGAGGAUGCACGUCAGGAAAUGAUUGGUGCUGGAAUAAUAGAACCUCUUUUGUGGUGUCUUAAAGCCACGGGUGUGGACAACCGGGCUCUCAAAGAUGUUUUAGAAAUGAUUGCGCGUAACGAGACGUUACGUAGUGAAAUCACAGAGAAUGGCAAGAUACUGGCUGAAAUGCUCAGUAGCCAUUAUCCUGUCGAGAUUCUCCGCGUGACUGACACGUUCAAAUCUUUAUCGUCUUAUAGAGAGAUACGCCAGAAAGUUCAGGAGAUGGUACACAUCUGCAUCCCAGGCCAUCGAAUCGAUCAUCAGGGCAUAUGACAAAACAACGCUCCAAGCCAAUCCUCUCUUUCUUCUUUUUCUUUUUCUUAUGUCUGUUGGGACAGUCUACUCUCCCCUACUUGCUAUUACUUAGAUCAGAAUAUGAUCUGACGCAUGUGAUGAUGCAGGCAGAGUAGCCAGAAUCUUGACGAUCAUGAAGAAUCAGUAUAGGAUGACAAUGUCACUACUGGGCUCUAGCCACCACACCCCUUUACUUCAGUACAUUAGGUUACAUUUUGUUUAGCUUACUGCAUGAAAUAACUAUAGUUGAC